Messenger RNA from Penicillium verhagenii, 1578 nucleotides. RefSeq lists its product as uncharacterized. Gene Ontology annotation, cellular component: membrane. The record is from RefSeq and is a predicted model, not a curated record. Lineage: Eukaryota; Fungi; Ascomycota; Eurotiomycetes; Eurotiales; Aspergillaceae. Gene Ontology annotation, molecular function: L-cysteine transmembrane transporter activity. The transcript is spliced from 9 exons. Bases 1 to 1578 code for a protein of 525 amino acids. Gene Ontology annotation, biological process: transmembrane transport; L-cysteine transport.
AUGUCGGAUAUCAAACACCCAAAGCCCGAGUUGAAGGCUGCAACGGAAUCUGAACGAGAGGGCGAAAACAACCUCAGCAAUACUCCAAAAGUUCUUGAUCAAUAUGCAGACGAGAGCUUCAAAUUACUUUCCAAAAUCCAAGUCACGGACCCGACCCCAGAAGAAGCGAAACGCAUACGAAACAAAUGUCUAUGGCGCAUUUUGCCAUUUUUAUGCAUUGGCUAUCACCUCAUGUAUAUCGAUAAGCAAACACUGGGAAGUUCAUCGAUUCUGGGCAUUCUGGAUGAUGCUCAUUUGAAUUCAAAUCAGUAUAAUUGGCUGUCCUCAAUCUUCUACUUUGGAUAUCUGCUGGCAGAAUAUCCACAGAACUGGGCUUUGCAGAGAUUCCCUGUUGCAAAAUGGUUGGCAGGAAAUCUAAUCAUUUGGGGUUGUAUCACACUUUUACACGUCCCGUGUAAUAAUUUUGCCUCACUCUUUGUCGUCCGCUUCUUCCUAGGACUGGCAGAAGCAUCUAUAAUCCCUGCAUUCUUGCUAUCCAUGUCUAUGUUCUUCACUUAUAGCGAGCAAUCUGUGAUGAUGCCAAUAAUGUGGUCAAUCGGCAAUGCAAGUCCCAUUACAUCAGGCUUAUUAUCGUACGGCGUUUUAUGGAUCGACACAGGAAGCUUCGCUCCAUGGAAAUGGCUUAUGGUGAUCACUGGCAUUCUUACUAUCAUAUUUGGGGCUUUGGUGUGGCUCCUUUUCCCGGAUAGUCCUCUCCAUGCCAACUUUUUAACCUACGAGGAGCGUGCACAAGCCAUCUUGCGAAUCAAGAACAAUCACUCUGGAAUUGAGCAAAAAACAUUCAAGAAAUACCAAUUUCUUGAAGCAAUUCAAGACCCCAAAACAUGGCUAUUUUUCUUGCAUUCGUGGUCACAAGAGAUGGCAAAUGGAAUCACAAAUCAAUAUUCUCUGAUCAUCAAUUCCUUCGGAUUUACCGUUCUUCAAACAACACUCCUAGGUUGCGUGACCGGAAUAGUCUCAUUUUUCUCUCUGGCUACAGCGGCGAUUGUACUAUAUAACACCAAGAACUCCCGAGCUUGGAUAUCCCUCAUCGCUUAUAUUCCCGGAGCCCUGUCUAGUAUUCUCCUACUGGCUCUCCCCUGGUCAAAUCGCUGGGGUCUCAUCUCAGGCAUCUGGAUUCGAUCCACAACUGGGAUACCCUAUGCCGUCGUGAUGAUAUGGGCAGCUAACGCAUCAGCGGGACAUACCAAAAAGACCACCGUUAUUGCAUUAUAUCACAUUGGAUAUGGCUUGGGAAAUAUCAUUUCUCCUCAGCUAUUUCGUGCACAGUGGAAGCCUCGAUAUAGACCAACUUGGAUCAUUCUUCUUGUGGUCGCUGCCAUCCUACCGUCAAUAAUUAUCAUCAUCCUCCGGGUUUAUCUGAGCAACGAAAACAAACGUCGGGACAAGUUAGACUCGGCCGAUGUCAUCAAUGGAAAUGGUAUCAUUGAGACCGUCGAUUCUGAUGGUACAAAGAUCGCACGUGUUGUGGACAACAGCCAGAUGGAUCUCACUGACAGGGAGAAUUUGACCUUGUAA